This is a messenger RNA of Zychaea mexicana, 876 nucleotides long. RefSeq names its product aquaporin-like protein. Lineage: Eukaryota; Fungi; Mucoromycota; Mucoromycetes; Mucorales; Lichtheimiaceae. The record is from RefSeq and is a predicted model, not a curated record. Gene Ontology annotation, biological process: glycerol transmembrane transport; water transport. Gene Ontology annotation, cellular component: plasma membrane. The coding region runs from base 1 to 876 and encodes 291 amino acids. The transcript is spliced from 4 exons. Gene Ontology annotation, molecular function: glycerol channel activity; water channel activity.
AUGAACCGUGAAGAGAUCGUCGUCGACGCGCAUUAUCCCGAUCAUUAUGAAGAAACGAUCGCCGCCGAUCCAUCAAUACAUAAAGGACGAUUUCAAGACCUCAUUGCGCUAGGCCGACAAUUCAGACGCAAUCAUAGAGAGUUCUUGGCAGAAUUCAUUGGAACACUGAUUCUGGUCCUCUUGGUCAACGGUGUCACUGCUGAACAAACGCUGGGAGUAUCCGCAAACUCUUGGUUGACUGUCGCGUACGGAAAUGGUAUGGCUGUAUUGUCUGCUAUUAGUGUCUGUGGUCAUAUUUCGGGUGCACAUAUGAAUCCCGCCAUCACCAUUGCCUUGUGGCUAUUUAGCAACUUCCCCGGCCGCCGUGUACCCACCUACUGUAUAGCACAGCUGCUAGGUGCAUUUUGCGGAUCCGCACUGCUCUAUACGAUUAUCACACCCGCCAUCCAUCAAUUUGACGGUGGAACACGAUCUAUCCUUGGCGAACAUGGAACCGCGACCAUAUUUGCAACCUAUCCACCGCUCUACGUAGGCAUUGGAACCGCGAUCGCAUCCGAGGUUGUCGGAACGGCCUUGCUAGUAUUGUUGGUGAUGACCACGGGUCACCCGAGCAAUCGCCCAUUUUCCUCGAUGCAAGGCGUCAUUAUAGCGACCGGGCUCUCGUCCAUCUUGUUGUCGAUCGGAUACACAUCUGGAUUUUCGUUAAACCCAGCGCGUGAUAUCGGUCCUCGAUUGUUUACAGCAUUGGCUGGUUGGGGACUUGAAGUGUUUACGGUCGGUAAUUAUUAUGCGUUUGUGCCCAUGUUUGCACCACUUCUCGGUUCUUUCGUAGGCGGAAUCGCUUAUAUGAUCUUCAUCGAUCAUGGUGUGGAAUAG